UUUGCGAUCGGUCGCCAAAAAAGUUAAAAAGUGUUCUGAUGAUCUGCCGCUUCAUCACCAGCAGAUUCCACUGAACGGAUCAAAAAUGUUGCUAAAAUUACGAGUUUUUAACGGAAAAGGUGAAGAGUUUUCCGUGGAGAUUUCAAGAUCGAGUCACGUUCAUCAACUGCUGGAAGAGGCGAGUCGAUUUCUCAAAGUCGCAAGCAUCAACCUCGACCUCAUCUUCCAAGGUCAAUUUAUGACCAAAGAUAGUCCAUUGCUGAUUUACAAAUUGAAGGAUUUAGAUGUCGUGGGCGUCCGAGUGAAGAAGCAACCCCUCUCUCCUCUCAAGAAAUCGACUGCUAAAGCAGUCGAAGAUGGCAAGGUCCAAGUAAACCCUGAAGCACUGAACCCCAGUUGCUCCUAUUUCGAGCCUGGAGACCUUCUGUACUACAAAAACCCACAGACAGGCCAGUGGCAGGAAGGUGAACUGUUGUCCAUUGAAGAAAACUCCAAUGAAAAUGAAUCACCUAACUCAGGAAUUAGUGGGAAACUUUCUUACAGAAUCCAUGAUGGAUUCACAAACAAAGACCUGACACUGCCUUUGGAUAAUUUACUUCCCGUUGGAAAUGAAGAGUAUGGUGCUUGUGAUCUGAAGCAGGACAUGGUAGUGCUUGCGUACUCCCAUCUCCCAAAUUCAGUUGAAGGAUGGUUUGAAACUGUCAUCACCAAAGUUGAGCCAGGCAGAGGGCAAUUUCCAAGGGUGUAUGGCUUGGUGCAGGCUACACCAGAUUCGUACCCAAAUCAGAAGAUUGCGUACAUGUUUAGGACUGUGAAGAUGCCCACGCUUCUGCCAAGAUUGGAGUGGAAACAACUAAAUAGCACCUAUUCUCUUGUUAACCCUUGCAAAGUCUGCCGUGGACACCCAGUCACUAAUUGCAGGGAGUGUAGCUGCGUCAUUUGCGGAGGAAAGCACGACGAAGACAAGCAACUGAUCUGUGAGGAGUGUGAAGAUGCAUUUCACAUGAAUUGCAUCUUUCCACCACUACAAGAAAUUCCAGAAACAGACUGGUUCUGCAACAAGUGCAACCACAAUGACGAAGAGCUGAAGGACAAAGGUCAGAAGUCAAAGAAGAAGAAGACAGAAAAGGCUGAAGAGUCCAUCAGUAAAAUCAAAGGGAAGAAGGACUGGGGCAGGGGACUCUCCACAGCCGCUGUCAUUGACAAGUUCUGCGUUGUCCCAAAGGAACACUUCGGAAAGAUUCCUGGAGUUCCGUCUGGAAGGCUCUGGAUUUCAAGACUUGACGUCUGCAGCUACGGUGUCCAUCGUCCGCCAGUCGCUGGAAUUUGUGGCUCUCCCGCCACUGGAGUGCAGAGCGUCUGCUUCUCAGGUGGCUAUGAAGGGGACUACGACAAGGGCACCAGCUUUGUCAUGUCUGGCAGUGGUGGGAGGGACUUGAGCAACAACAAGAGGAUAAACAAGCAAAGCUUUGCUCAAGAAUUGAAAGGAUCAAAUUUGGCUUUGGCACUUUCAUGCUAUGCUGAAUUGAACGAGGAAAAAGGAGCCAAAUCGUCAAAUUGGCGUCAAGGUCUUCCCAUCCGAGUCGUUCGGGGUUAUAAAUUGGGCAAAAUCUCCAAGUAUGCCCCUGACGAAGGUUAUAGAUAUGAUGGGAUUUACAAGGUCGUCAGGUAUUUCAAGGACACGUCUGGAGGCAAUGUCAUGUGGAAGUAUGAGUUGCGCAGAGAUGACCCUGAGCCCCCUCCAUGGUCCUCAAGUGGAUUGAAGUUCAUGAAGGAAAUGAAUGUGGGAUUCCUCGAGGGAAGCAAGCUGAAGAUUGAAGAGGAGAAGAGAAUCAAAAGGAAGGUGCCAAUGGAGGGAGUGCAGAUCAAGCAAACCAGAGUUACUCCUUACGUUCUGAGACCCGAGAUCAAACAGUUGGUGAAAUUGGAUGUUUUGAACAAAAGAAUUUGGGAUCAUCUGUUGCACUCGCUAAACCUGGGAUACCCAGACUUCAUCAAGGCUCUGGCUGAACAGUUUUCUUGCCAGAUUUGCCAGGAGGUGGUGAAGGAUCCAUUUACAAUGAAUUGCGGCCACAAUACCUGCCUGCACUGCAUGAAGAAGUGGCUCAAGGACGCCAGCAAGGCUUGCUGUCCGUUCUGCCAAGCUUCCGUCAACAAAUCUGAAGUGGAGGUCAACCAACCACUUGACAAGAUCCUCAACUCUCUGCUGCCAGGCUACAAUCCAAAGGGACCAGCCCCCCGACCUUACGGUUUGACCAAAAAGUAGGCGGCUGUGUCGUAGAUUUACAAUUGCUUUUCAUUUCCUGUUUGGUACCUUGAUGUGUUAACUUUAUAUCUUUGUAUUAAUUUAUUGGACAUACUGCACUUUACGCAGAUUACCAAAUAAUCUAAUGAGCUGUUUUGAAGCAGCAAGCAAAGUUCAAAGUUGAUAUAAUAAUAUAUUCUUUUACGGAAACCACUCAUCAUAUAUGUGAAAUAUUGCUCUUGGUCUUAUCAAAUAAAGUCUUCGGUUUAUAUUAAA
Messenger RNA from Neocloeon triangulifer, 2521 nucleotides. RefSeq names its product E3 ubiquitin-protein ligase UHRF1-like. The record is from RefSeq and is a predicted model, not a curated record. Gene Ontology annotation, molecular function: metal ion binding; ubiquitin protein ligase activity; protein binding. The coding region runs from base 86 to 2266 and encodes 726 amino acids. Gene Ontology annotation, biological process: protein ubiquitination; negative regulation of gene expression via chromosomal CpG island methylation. Lineage: Eukaryota; Metazoa; Arthropoda; Insecta; Ephemeroptera; Baetidae. The transcript is spliced from 13 exons.